Molecule: messenger RNA, 498 nt
Organism: Dentiscutata heterogama
Lineage: Eukaryota; Fungi; Glomeromycota; Glomeromycetes; Diversisporales; Gigasporaceae
Source: the annotation of a GenBank genome assembly
GUGAAAAUGUCUUCAAGUUACUUUCUUCCUCGAAUGAAACGAGAACUAGAGAUCUUGGAACAUGAUCCUCCGCCUGGUGUCGUUUGUUAUCCGGUAGACAGUAAUCUCACACGCUUUUGUGCACAAAUUAAAGGACCCAAAGAUACACCAUAUGAAGAUGGUAUGUUUAAAGUUGACGUCCAAAUUCCCGCACGAUAUCCUAUGGAACCUCCAAGAAUGCAAUUCAUUACACCAAUUUAUCACCCAAACGUUGAUGAUGUCGGUCGUAUUUGCCUAGAUAUUUUAAAGAUGCCACCUAAUGGUUCGUGGAAACCUUCCUUGAAUAUUUCUACUACGUUAACCUCUUUAAGCAUUUUGAUGGCUGAUCCAAACCCUGACGAUCCACUUUUAGUUGAGAUUGCAAGUGAAUUUAAGGAGAACCGGUCUUUGUUUCUUCAAAAAGCAAAAGAAGCUACAUUGAAACACGCAAUGGAGGAUAAAGAUUCAAGUGCACAAUAG